AUGGGCCUUAAAUUAAACCCAGCCGGCCAACCCAAUUUAUUUUUUCUCCUCCAGGCUCCAAGCCCAAUAACCAAAUAUUUUCUCAAGAGCACUCAGGCUCCAAGCCCAAUAACCAAACAUUUUGCAGGUAGGGUACUUGUAACACUAACAGCAAACAAAAUCACAAAUCGGCCAUUUCUCAUUUCUCAGUCUCAAUCUCAGAUUUUCAGUCAAAUCGGGAAAAUUCACCAUUUUUGCUGUCCGUUUCUCUUCCAGCACACCAAAACCCAGAGGCUAGUAAGGUUAAGUGAAUCACUCUACACUGUGAAGGGUGCAGAAGACAAUGCCGCAUGUGUAGAUGAGUUGAAUCGGCUUGCUGGGUCUACUGCUUCCGAAAACUCAUGUCUUGUUGCCGAUUUUCAUGAAGCAAAGAAACUAGACAUGAUAGGAAAGCCAAAUGUAUGGUAUUCUGGAAGAGUCCUCAAUAGAAGUAUGGACUCAGUGUUAUCUGGUCAUACAAUAUACAUCGAUUUUGAUAUUUCAGUUGAACUAAAUCGGUUAAGUCGGUUAAGUCGGUUAAAUUGGUUAAGUCGGUUAAAUCAGUUAAAUCGGUUAAGUCGGUUAAUUUUUAACCAAAAAUAAAAAUUAUAUGAUUUUCGGUUAAUUUGGUUAACCGACCGGUUUAACCGAAAAAAAUUCGGUUCGGUUAAAUUUUUUUUAAAAAAAUUCGGUUCGGUUAACGGUUAAAAAAUUUUGAAGGUCGGUUAAUUCGGUUAUUACUAAUUCGGGUCGGUUAACCGGUCGGUUAACCGAAUGCACACCCCUAGAUUCGCCUCUACUUCUAAGCUUAAUACAAACUAACAUUACUUAAAAGGGAUAAAUCACAAAACUAUACAUGAUGAAUUUUGAUUUUAUGCAAUUUUAUAUAUUAAAUUUUGAUUUGAUCUAAUUCUUGUAAAUUAUUAAU
Messenger RNA from Gossypium raimondii (Peruvian cotton), 946 nucleotides. RefSeq lists its product as uncharacterized. The coding region runs from base 1 to 621 and encodes 206 amino acids. The record is from RefSeq and is a predicted model, not a curated record. Lineage: Eukaryota; Viridiplantae; Streptophyta; Magnoliopsida; Malvales; Malvaceae. The transcript has 2 exons.